This is a messenger RNA of Oryzias melastigma (Indian medaka), 1245 nucleotides long. RefSeq names its product golgi SNAP receptor complex member 1 (gene gosr1). Lineage: Eukaryota; Metazoa; Chordata; Actinopteri; Beloniformes; Adrianichthyidae. Gene Ontology annotation, molecular function: SNAP receptor activity. The coding region runs from base 124 to 870 and encodes 248 amino acids. The transcript is spliced from 9 exons. The record is from RefSeq and is a predicted model, not a curated record. Gene Ontology annotation, cellular component: cis-Golgi network; Golgi medial cisterna; SNARE complex. Gene Ontology annotation, biological process: endoplasmic reticulum to Golgi vesicle-mediated transport; vesicle fusion.
CUAUCUCUAGUUUAGUUGGUUCAUAAGUCGGUGCCUGUCAGCCUCAGCUGAGGGCAUAAUGGAUCCACGUCUUUUUGUCACGUGACUCCUUCCCAAAGUUGGUGACGUCGCAGAACAACAAAAAUGGCCGGACUAGGAAGCAGCAACUACUGGGAAGAUUUGAGAAAGCAGGCCAGGCAGUUGGAGAAUGAACUGGACCUGAAGCUGGUCUCAUUCAGUAAACUGUGCACCAGCUACAGCAGCUCCAGGGAUGGACGGCGAGGAGACACCUCAGAUACCACCCCACUUCUCAACAACUCCACUCAGGACAGGAUGUUUGAAACCAUGUCUGUGGAGAUUGAGCAGCUUUUAGCCAAACUGACCGCCGUGAACGACAAGAUGGCAGAGUACACUAACACACCGGGCACCGCUUCCCUGAAUGCUGCCCUCAUGCACACCCUCCAGAGACACCGAGACAUCCUGCAGGAUUACACUCAUGAAUUCCACAAAACCAAAGGCAACUUUCUGGCCAUUCGAGAACGAGAAGACCUUCUAGGUUCUGUCAGGAAAGACAUUGAGACGUACAAGAGUGGCUCUGGGGUCAACAACAGAAGAACCGAGCUGUUUCUAAAGGAACAUGAACAUCUAAGAAACUCAGACCGACUAAUGGACGACACAAUAAGCAUUGCCAUGGCCACCAAGGAGAACAUGACUUCUCAGCGGAGCAUCCUGAAAUCCAUACAGAGCAGGGUCAACACCCUGGCCAACCGAUUCCCAGCGAUCAACAGUCUCAUCCAGCGAAUCAACCUGCGGAAGAGAAGAGACUCGCUCAUCCUCGGCUCUGUGAUUGGCGUCUGCACCAUUCUCCUCCUCCUUUAUGCAUUUCACUAGACAAAGGAAGAAAAGUCAGUAAAGGCGUAGGACUGAGGGAGUCCUCUACACUGAGCUCAAUGUGUGAAGGACCACAGAGGUUGUGGGGCAGGAAGACAUUCACACAGUCCAGUCCUGGGACAGAAACUGAAGAGCUGUGGGACAGAUGAAGGGCUUGUGGGAUUGCUUUGGUCUCCUAAUAAGAUACAAUGUAAAAAGAUGGAUACAUGAAUAAUUUACAUGGAGAAAAAUGUUUUUGGAGCAACUAUGGAGUUAAGUGUUUCUUUUUUUUAUGGUUCUUACUGAUGGAGAGGGAUGAUAGUUGGUCAACUGUAAAAUAUCAAUGGAUAAAUUAUUCAUAUUAUCAUAAGUAACAAAUAAAAGUGUUUAACUCUG